Molecule: messenger RNA, 2678 nt
Organism: Macadamia integrifolia
Lineage: Eukaryota; Viridiplantae; Streptophyta; Magnoliopsida; Proteales; Proteaceae
Product: rust resistance kinase Lr10-like
Exons: 3
Coding region: 704-2578 (624 amino acids)
Biological process (GO): protein phosphorylation
Molecular function (GO): ATP binding; protein kinase activity; polysaccharide binding
Source: RefSeq, a predicted model, not a curated record
UUGUCUUUGGGGUUUGGGGACCAAGACCGAAGUCUCCAUCAAUGGCUCCACCACUACCAAUUUUCCAUUCCCACUCCACGCGUUUUUCCUUUUCUCUGUUGUUUGCAACCGAUAUAAUUCAAACUUUUAACUGUUACCAUCUCAGAUUAGUCUAACAGUGACAGGUUAUUAAAUAGACGAGUAGACGUCUACUUUUCACUAUCAACUCUUCAUCAGUCUUCCAUUACAAGAAGGAUAAGCUCUAUUGUUUCUCACCAAGAAAAUUCACCAAAUAGAAGAAGAGGAGGUGCCAAUCUGCCAAUCCCAGGCUAGACGUUUCAGACAAGCCCAAGGCUGCUUAUGACUUUUCAAUGUAACGUUAGCCAAAUAGAAAUGGAUGGGAUUUGUUGGAGAAGACUAGAGAGUCAAGUGUUUCUGGUCAAUUGGGAAGGUGUGGAGGAAACUUCUGCUUGGAAGAUUGAUCAUUCAUGUCGAUUUCAGCUAGAAAAACCAAUAACUCAUGCAUUUAGCUUUCCACAGCCACAGAUUGCGAUUGGUCUCAGUCCACUGGCGUGUCAACUGGUUCUUUAAAAAUAUUAGAUGGUAACAACAUAACAAGAGGAGGAGGAGGAGGAGUUUGUGGGAUGAGGAUCUGAAAACCUAUUGUAGCUUAGCUACUGUUAGCUGUUAACAAAUUUUCAAUUGUAAACCAGUUGUAUUAUGUAUGAUGGGUUCUCCUUCAUUAUCUUUCCAUGCCUUUGUUCUUGUUUUUCCUUUCUUCUUACUUGUGUCGUCGCAGCUUUCACUCGCAUCAGUUGAAGAAGAAAACUUGAUCCAACGUUGUGCUUCCUUCCAGUCCAAGUGUGGGGAAUUGAACAUCAGUUACCCCUUCGCUAAACCGCCCGAGGUGGAUUGUGGGCUAGGCAUCAUCAAUUGUGCUGAAGACUCAAAACCACAACUUGACAUUUAUAUGGAAGAUCCACAGAUGCUUCAGGUUAAAAACAUCAGCUACACCGAAAAGACGAUUCUAAUUCAAGACCUAAACUUCAUGAACCUCCUAAAAUUGAACCGCUGCAAUGACCUCUACAAUUUCACCACGUCACUUGUUUCCCGGAAUCUUUCCUUCCGACUGAAAACCCCCUUUCUUUACUUCGGAAUAUGCGAGGCCGAUCCUAAACUCUCCCCAGGUGAACACGUUACCGGCGACGAACUGCGGGGUGUCAGACGCUGCGAAUCCUAUGAUCUGCACUUCUCCAAUAAGAGUAACUCGACGAACCUUCAAUCUGCCCGCAGAAGGUUUAAGUUUCCCGUGGAUUUGUCCGGGGAGGAUAAUGACCUCUUGCUUCGGUUGUAUAAUGGGUUUAGUCUUCAAUGGGAACUCCCCCAACAAUGCCCUAAAUGUGACACAAACGGCACACUCUGUCUGAGAGAACAGAACGAAGGACUUUUCUUUUGUGUGGAUCCGAAUCAAGUUACUGUUGCAGGGAACGGUAAGCUGAAGAGGAUAAUUAUAACAGCUAUUGUAUCAAGCUUUAUGCUCGUAAUUACAUUAAUGGCCAUUCUUGUGUCAUUUUGGAAGAAAAGAAAAAGAAACAUUCACAAUUAUGAUGAUUUUCUAAAGAAUUAUGGAUCAAUGGCACCCAAGAGAUAUAGUUAUUCGAACAUCAAGAAAAUGACGAAUUCAUUUCAAGAAAAAUUGGGCCAAGGUGGUUAUGGUGGUGUAUUCAAAGGGAAGCUACCUGAUGGUCGUUUGGUUGCAGUGAAAGUCCUAAAUGCCUCUAAAGGUAAUGGAGAAGAGUUUAUAAAUGAAGUUGCAAGCAUUAGUAGGACUUCCCAUGUUCAUAUUGUCACUCUGUUAGGUUUUUGUUUCAACGGCUCCAAAAGAGCACUUAUCUACGAGUUCAUGUCCAACGGAUCUCUUGAGAAGUUCAUCUACAACAAGAAAUCAAUAAAAACAUUCCCUCACCUCAGUUGGGACAAACUACAUCAAAUUGCAGUUGGUGUCGCCAAGGGAUUAGAGUAUUUACAUGGUGGUUGUAAUACUCGUAUUCUGCACUUUGACAUAAAACCUCAUAACAUCCUUUUAGACGAAGACUUUUUCCCAAAGAUAUCCGAUUUUGGUCUUGCUAAACUAUGUCCUAGAAAAGAUAGUAUCAUAUCAAUGGCAGAUGCUAGAGGGACUAUAGGAUAUAUUGCACCAGAAGUGUUCUCUCGGAAUUUUGGAGGAGUUUCACAUAAGUCAGAUGUCUAUAGCUAUGGAAUGAUGAUACUAGAAAUGGUUGGUGGACGAAGGAACAUUGAUGCAAGGGCUAAUCACACAAGUGAAAUUUAUUUUCCAGAUUGGAUCUAUAAGCAUAUUGAACAAAGUGAGCAUUUACCAUUAGACAUGGUUAUGGGGGAAGAUGAAGAAGAAAUAGUCAGGAAGAUGGUUUUAGUAGGUUUAUGGUGCAUACAAAUGGAUCCUACAAAUCGACCAUCAAUCAAGAAAGUGGUGGAUAUGUUAGAAGGAAACCUUGAAUCUUUGCCAAUUCCUCCCAAGCCUUUCUUAUCUUCUCCUCCAAGACAACUAGUUGAUUCUUUUACUAGCUCAGUAUCUUAAUUUAUUUCUUUUAUAUCACAAUCUUUGUACUCAAGAAAGAAUGUGUGUUUCUUAUGGGAGCAAUAUUAUGUAUUUCUUUGGGUUAGAAAGGCAACAUACA